This is a messenger RNA of Coprinopsis cinerea okayama7#130, 1094 nucleotides long. RefSeq lists its product as hypothetical. Gene Ontology annotation, cellular component: mitochondrion. The transcript has 5 exons. The record is from RefSeq and is a predicted model, not a curated record. Gene Ontology annotation, biological process: mitochondrial respiratory chain complex I assembly; biosynthetic process. The coding region runs from base 1 to 978 and encodes 325 amino acids. Lineage: Eukaryota; Fungi; Basidiomycota; Agaricomycetes; Agaricales; Psathyrellaceae.
AUGCUCAGGCGAAUUCUAGUCGCCAGUGGACAGUGUGCAACGGGCUCUAGAGCUUUGGUAACUCGUUUUCGCCCGACCUCAAGGCGAACGUAUGCGACGGACACUGAUUCGGGUAUAGCUAACCCAGCAGCCUACUGCAAGGACCUGGUUCGAAAGCAUGACUACGAGUCGUUUUUGACUUCACCAUUCUACCCAAAGGCAAAGCAAGAUGCUUACUUUGCUAUAAAAGCUUUCGCUGUCGAGCUGGCAACGGUGCAGGAGAACGUUUCGAAUAGUAUGAUUGGCCAAAUGAGGAUGCAGUUCUGGAAGGAUGCUAUUAAAGACAUUGGCACUGGCAAAUCCCCGAAACACCCCAUAGCCUUGGCCUUGCUUCGAGCUUCAGAAACAGCUAAUCUUCCUGCUUACCACUUCAAACGCAUCAUUGACGCACGGACUGCGGAACUAGAAACUCCAUCACAUCUCACAAUUGAAACUCUGACCUCGCAUGCAGAGUCUACGUCAAGCACUGUCCUCUACCUUUUGCUUUCUCUACUCUCCCUGCCGUCAUCUGCCCUUUCACAUGCCGCUUCCCAUUUGGGUGUUGCCCAGAGCUUCACGACCCUGUUGAGGGCACUCCCGUAUCAUGCGACCAAGGGACGAAUGGUCAUUCCGGCUGAAAUCACCGCCAAACAUGGAGUGAACCAAGAAGAGGUGUUCAGACGGGGUCCCGGAGCUGAGGGACUGGAAGAUGCAGUUUUUGAAUUCGCCACCAUCGCGAACGAUCACUUGAUUACUGCACGCGAGAUGUUCAAUCAAGAAGGAAUGAAUGGAUUGAUUCCUGACGCCGCCCUUCCCAUAUUUCUUUCCGGGGUACCGACCGCCAGCUAUCUCAGUCGAUUAGAAAAGGCAAACUUUAAUGCGUUCGAGCCCCAACUUCAGGUCCGGGAUUGGAAAAUUCCGUUCAAGAUUUGGAGCGGCUACUACAAGAAGAAGUUUUGAUUUCUCAGGGGCUACACUACCAAAGAGGAUAUGUCUGGAGGGCCAGGAACGCGGGCCACAAUUUUGUCGAAAUUUGCUGUCCGAAUAGAGUAAAUGCAUAACUAAUUAUAAAAAAA